This is a messenger RNA of Paramecium octaurelia, 825 nucleotides long. The record is from the annotation of a GenBank genome assembly. NCBI's taxonomy places the organism in Eukaryota, Ciliophora, Oligohymenophorea, Peniculida, Parameciidae.
AUGAAUAUCCUAUUAUUUUUUGGUGCAUCUUUUGGAUUGUAUUUAAGUGUGAAAUCUUUUAUUAAGCAAGUAAAUCUGAGUUUAAAUAGUAUAGUUGAUGUAUUUGAAAUAAUUCAGACGCAACUAACCUGUGAAUAAUAUAUUUAGAAUGAUUAAAAAUUUGGAUACCAAUUAGAAGGGACUAAAGUAUUUUAAUAAUAUGACAAUAACUGGAUACCCAAUUAAAAGAACUUAAACUUUAAAAUCAGCGUUUAAAGUAAGAUAUCAAUUCAAUAGUAAUAGAUGAUAGAUUUUAAAUAAAAGAUUAGUGAUAACUUAGAAGUUUAAAUUAGUGUGCCUAAUAAAAUUUAUAUUAUGCAUGGAUAAGAAAUUCUAUCUUUUCGUCAAAGGAUUACUCUCAGUCAUGAAAAGUUCUUCCUUGUUGGUGAUUUUAUUUAUAAUUCUUAAAGUUAAAUCUUAAGAUGUAACAAAAUUAAAGCUUUAUAGGAGAUUAAAAACAUGGAUCUUAGAUAAAUAUUUAAAGAAUUUUAUACAAAACAUUUAUUUAAAUUACUAUUAAAAAUUGUAUUUAUUGCUUUAUGUUUAAUUACCAUGUACAAGAUUGCAAAAAGGAUGCUUAUUUUUGAAAAUGGAUAAAUGAAUUAGAUUCUCAUAUCCAACUAACAUAGACAAUUAAAAUGCACAAUUUGUAAAAAUCGAAACUCAAAUAUAAUUGUAUUACCUUGUUAACAUUUGGUCAGCUGCCAAGAAUGCUGCAGUCGUAGACAUUUCUGUCCAAUUUGUAGAUCCUAUAUACAAGGUAGGCAAAAGAUAUUUAAUGAUUGA